Messenger RNA from Vespula vulgaris, 3080 nucleotides. RefSeq names its product transmembrane protein 53. The record is from RefSeq and is a predicted model, not a curated record. The coding region runs from base 597 to 1616 and encodes 339 amino acids. Lineage: Eukaryota; Metazoa; Arthropoda; Insecta; Hymenoptera; Vespidae. The transcript has 5 exons.
CUCGAGCUGGACACGAGGCGAGCUGGCUCGCGUGCACCUUCAGGAAACUCCAUUUAUCGAUCCUCCGAUUCGCUUUCGCGCUUUCGAAGAACGAACGCGAACGGUACGACGCAAGCUCGUGCCGAACGAGAGGAGAGCUUUCCUAGUGCGACUAGUGGGGUGCUUUUAUAUGUUGCUUCUAUCCGUGUGUGUUGAAAAGAGCAAGAGAGAGAGAGAGAGGGAGAGAGAGGGAGGGAGAGAAAGAGAGAGAAAGAGAGAAAGAGAAGAGAGAGAAGAGAAAAAGAGAGAAAGAGAAAAAGAGAGAAAGAGAAAGAUAUAGGGAGAUAGACGUGUAUAUACAUCUCUCCCUCUUCAUCUUUACCACCUCGUUCUACCUCCCUCUUUCGAGUAGCCCGCGCUCAACGUUACGUUUCGUUUCGUUUCCUCGAGAUAUUCUACUCUAGAUACCUCCACUUCCUCGUCUUCGUCAUCAUCACCUUACUAACUAGCUUUUGCCGUUGCCGUCAUCAUAAGGCGGCUACAUAAAUAUAGAUUACGCGCAUUGAGAGAGUACGCAUUUCCGGCAUCCAAAUAGGUGCGAGGUAAUCUAUACGAUCAUGCCGGAGAAGAUGAACGAUCAAGAGGACCUGGAAUACUGCAUAAUGUUCCCUUCCUUUCCACCAUCGCCAAAGGAUCCGACGACGUUGACUUCGUCCACGAACAAUGGACAGGAUCACAAGGAGGAAUUCGUCUUCGUUUAUGAAGAGGACAAACGGCCACUUGUCGUUCUACUUGGAUGGGCUGGCUGUCAAGAUAGAUACUUGGCUAAAUACAGUGCUAUCUACAAGGAGAAGAGUUGCAUCACUCUCCGUUAUACGGCACCGAUGGAAUGUCUAUUUGGACGAAGAGAUAAAAUGCCUUAUAUAGGCAAACGAUUAUUACAGGUGAUUGCUAAAAACAGUUUGAACGAUCAUCCGAUAUUCUUUCAUAUAUUCAGCAACGGUGGUGCUUUGCUUUAUCAACACAUCAGUAUCGCGAUGCAACAAAUGGAUUCUCCGAUACAAUCCCAAGUGAAAGGGGUAAUUUUUGACAGCGCGCCUGGUGAAAGAAGAGUUACGUCCCUGUUCAAAGCUAUCAGUGCUAUCAUCGGUGGACAUCCUCUGACGAAUAUACCAAUGUCUUUCUUCAUUACAAUCUUCCUCUCAAUGUUCUGGUUCUUCGAGGUGAUCGCUCAUGCUCUUGGACGAGGUUUCACCAUUCAAUCUAAUCCAUUCACACUGAUGGAAGAAUCUUAUUCUUGGCCGCAACUCUUUCUUUACUCGAACACCGAUACAUUGAUUCCAGCUGCCGAUGUCGAGAAAUUCGCAAGCCGACGUGCAGAACGCGGUGUACGCGUACAACUUGUCCUCUUUACAAAUUCACCCCACGUAAAACAUUAUGCAAUGUAUCGUGAGGUCUAUGUGAACACGGUUUGCAGUUUCAUCAAUGAGUGCCUACAAUCUGGCAACCCGUCCAAGAAAUUUGAGAAGUCAGCAAGUCAUGAGGACGAACGAAUCGAAACUGACGUUUUUGACGCCCAACCCGGCCUGACGAAACGCGUCGUUUUGCCUAACGAGGCAACGAAAUAUCAAAAUUAGAAAACACAUGAGAACGAGCCGUACGAAAUAAUAAUAACAAUAAAAAAGAAUUGUUUUUAGCAAAAGUACCUUUGCAUUAUCGCGCGCGAUGAAAAUAUUUCAUGGCGGCCAUUUCGUAACGAACGGAGAACGAAGAUCGAUUAAAAUUAAUUUUUUAUCGAUUUAUUUAUUUAUUUUUUUACUUGCUCAUUUAAUUUUUUUCUGGCGAGCCAAUCAACAACAACGUGUACAAAUGAUGAUCAUUUUUUUUUUCCUUUUUUUUUUUGUUUUUUCUUUGUACUUACAUUUUCUUCUAUAAGAAGACUAAAAAAAAAGAAAAAUAUAUAUAUAUAAUAAAAUAUCAAAGUUCUAUAUCUUCAAGAAGAAUUUUUUUCGUAGAUGAAAAAAGAGGUAAGAGAAGAAAAAAAAAAGAAAAAAAGAUCUCCAUCGAUUUUCGGCUCCGUUUGUUAAUAACAAACGCGCGCUAUUUCCAAUGCUUCAAUUUCUUCCCUUUACACAUCUUCCAUUUCAAUUUUUCCGUAACGCGAGUAAAUAAGUGCGUGUCAAAGGUGCCUCGGCUGAAUUGUAAGUACAUAGAAAGGAUACAUAUGUACAACAAUACAAGACGACCCCAUUGAAAAACUAACGCGGUAAACAAAUAAUUCCGCAGGAACACGUACUCCCCGCGUAGUGAGUUUGUAAUGACUCUAGUUGCACUUUGCUGCUAACUUAAUGAUCAACAUAACAUAAUAAUAUUAAUUAUCAUUAUUUUAACGAUAUUGAGAGGGAGAAAGAGAAGAUUUAUUUAAAUGAUCUAUGUGAGAGAGAAAGAGAGAGAGAGAGAGAGAGAGAGAAAACAUGCUAUACAAAUGUUUAAAAAAAAAGAAAAAAAGAAAAAAAAGCAGAAGAAUUAAAAGGAUCACUCGAACAGCUCUGAAUGUCUAUUUUUUCAAACGCGAUUGUGAAAAAAGAGCAAGGAUCCUAUAUUAUUAUUAGCAUUAUUAUUAAUAUUAUUAUUAUUGUUAUUAUUACUAUUAUUAUUAUUAUUAUUAUUAUUAUUAUUAUUAUUAUUAUUAUUAUUAUUAAUAUGAUUAUAAUUAUUAUCAUCGUCAAAUUCGAUGAUUAUCACAGCCCCGAGUGAUAACUCGCGAAUUAAUCAAACUUGGUUCGAUGAGAAAUCGCACAAAGUAUUAUAACAUAAUAUAAAGUUAUAAAGUUUUGAUUUAGCUUCCGCCAUAAAUCUGAGAUAAAAAUUGCAUCGUGAUUAAACGAGAAAAAAAAUAAAUUUCCUUAAAUCAAACCCCGACGAUCCCAUUCCUUCCCACAUUGUGUCUAUCGUUAUAGGACACUGUGUUAACGUAAAUAAAUAAAUAUAUAUAUAUGUAUAUAUAUAUAUGUGUAUAUGUAUAUAUGUAUAUGUAUAUAUAAAUGCAAAUAUAUUUUGAUCUGUCGAUUAGUUACGAAAUAAAGACUGAUAAAUACCUC